AAUUAUUGCACGUUGUAAUAUUUCAAAUUUCGCGGCUUCUCGUCUCCUGGCAACAGCAUGGCGUCGUCUUGCACCUACCGCCUGCGCGCCAGGGCUGCGCAUUAGAUCUGUCGACGUAUCAGACAGCUGGCUAACUUGUGAUAAGUUGUAUUUUAUUAACACACGGUUUCUUGGAGAAUUUCGACAUUUUUGAAAAUGAGCUCAUGGAUACAGAAAAUGCGGUCCAUUCCGACACAUAUGGACUAUGAUGGCCAAGCUAGGGCGGAAAGAUUGUACAGGAUCAUAAUUUCUGUAUUUGGAGUGGUAGGCUUCAUAUGGGGCUACAUAAUCGAAGAGUUCUCACAGACGAUAUACAUAUUGGCGGCAGGCUCCGUAUUGGCAGCCAUCCUGACAUUACCACCCUGGCCAAUGUACCGACGUAAACCGCUAGAGUGGCAAAAACCACAAUCCGAAGUGCCAUUGAAGAUAAAGAAAAAGAAAUAGUCGUUAGUCCAUGAUUCCUUGAUAAGUGUGUACGAAGAAAGCGGAGUGAAAACCUUACUUUAUAUUCUUGGAAUUUAAUUACAUGUUUGGCUAUCGCUUAAAGGUGUCAUAAUAUGGUACAAGGGAUAGGUAUCAAUUUCAAAAGAGGACUAUAACCGGCACUUUCUAAAUGUAAAUCCAAUUUCAUCGUUCAGAUUAUUGCGACGUAAGGUGAUACAAGCAUUUAUUUAACUCAAUGUGAAGUAUUAAUUUAGAGGCCUCGAGUGUCGACAGUGAAAGUGUUCAAACAGUAUCCACCUAAUAGUAGCACUGAUUUCUACUAUUUUAAAUAAACUAGCUCGUCUGAUCCGUUGGAA
Molecule: messenger RNA, 839 nt
Organism: Orussus abietinus
Lineage: Eukaryota; Metazoa; Arthropoda; Insecta; Hymenoptera; Orussidae
Gene: Spase12
Product: signal peptidase complex subunit 1
Exons: 3
Coding region: 196-483 (95 amino acids)
Biological process (GO): protein targeting to ER
Cellular component (GO): endoplasmic reticulum membrane; signal peptidase complex
Source: RefSeq, a predicted model, not a curated record